Molecule: messenger RNA, 1098 nt
Organism: Tyto alba (common barn owl)
Lineage: Eukaryota; Metazoa; Chordata; Aves; Strigiformes; Tytonidae
Gene: CUNH10orf67
Product: chromosome unknown C10orf67 homolog
Source: RefSeq, a predicted model, not a curated record
AUGCAAGUACUGCCUUGUAUUUCACAUGACUUAGAAUAUUACAGCACAGAUCAUGCUAUAUAAACAGAUAUCAAAGAAAUACCAGAAUUAAAGGAGCUAGCUAUUGCUACACAAGAUUUAAGCAAGCUCAUUCACUCCCUUCAGCAACAUUUGUUCAUCUACAAAAGCAUCAUUCAAGCACAGCAUGAAUUAAAAAUCAAAGAGCAGGCUUCAAAUCUUUGUAAAUACAUAGAUCAACUGUCAGACAUUGAAUUUUUACCUAAACAGAAAGAUGUCCAAAUUUGACACAGCUACCAACAACAGUUAUGUGAUGCACUGUCUGUUCUCAGAGCAAAUACUGAGAAGUAUUACAACAUAAAUGGAGAAGACACAGCGUGUUCAGCAGGAAAACUUGUGAAGCUUUUAUGUAACAAGCUACACAGAGAGUCCAUAACUGAAGAUCUGAAGAGAAAACUGCAGGAAUACAAAAAAAAAGAAAGGACUGAAGUGGUUGUCUUUGAAGAUGAUGACCAUGAAAAAAAAUUGCUCGAAAAACAGAGUGAGGAUUUCAAAGAAGAGGUUUUUAAGCUGCACAAUGAGGUUUCUCAUCUCAAAAAUGCUCUGAAAAAGAAAAAAUAUUUAUUAGAUAAGCAGGUUCAAAGAAUGCGGUCAAAAAUGGAAGCUGAUAAGCAAACUGUUCAAAAGUUGAUUGAAAUUCAAGAGGAAAUGAAAGCAGAACUUGAAAACGAAAUGCCAUUAAGAAAGAAUUUACUGACAAGAGUACCUGAGCAGCAAGCUGCUGAAAGAAGCCUGACUGCUGAAACUGAGAAACUGAAGAAACAUGAAGGUCAGGAAAUGCAAACCACAGAAAGAAAGGAAGCUGAGCAAAGUGAUGCAAUAUGGAAAAAGAAAUUCCAGGUUCUACAGAACAGUCUGCAUGUGAUUAAGGAUGAGAGGUUUAUUAGAAAAAACCUGCAAUGCCAGUUACUAGCCCUUAAAUGUACAUCUCUCAGUGAGACACUCUUCUCCAGUCCUUUUUCUGAUUCUGUAUGUAAAAUCUACUUUUAUAUUGGAAUGAGUCAGGGGUUUGCUGAGGCUAUGAACAAAGAGCUAAGUUAG